UAGCAAUGCCAGCACGGAUGUUUUCAGGCUUUGCCCAGGAAGAAAAUUCAGAAGAGAUGAAAUACCUUAUCAGACAGUUAAAGAAAUAGUGGGAAAACAUUUGGAUAAUUUGCCUCCACAGAAAAGACGGCGCAUCCUGGAAGACAUCAAAAAGCGUACUUCUCAAGGCUGCAGUCGUCGCUCGAGCCGUGCUGACCUAAGUCCAAUGACCAGAAUGCAAAUGCUAUUUGCAGUAGACUGUGGAAGUGAUGAGGAAAUGCCAAUGCCGUCAGCAUCCAGCAAGCCAACUUUAUCGGAAGCGAGACGAUUGCUUCUUAUGGACAGGCACCAUCUGUUGCCACAAUUGGAGGAUAUUAACGAGGCACAAAAAAUUCAUUUAAAAUUUCCGAAACAUUUGAGGAAAACUGUGCGAAUGCGAACAGAACGAAGAUUAGCCGCUGAGACAAAUACUUUCCACAACAUAGUGUGUGAGGAGGAGCAUCUACCUGAGGAGUUCCGACCGGUCUAUGAUCGCUUAUUGAGUAGCGGUAAAUCGUCAUUAGAUUGUUAUCACGUCAUUAUAAAUACGUUACAUCAUUACUUUAUGCGUGUGACAUGGACAGAUUAUGUAUUGAAUACGAUGAAUGAGUUUAUUUCGCGACAUGUUAUGCUGGACUGUGACGAACUAACGACAAAGUAUGACCGCAGGGACAGGGGAGCGGAUAUUCACGAACGCCUGCGGGAAUAUGAGCUAUUGGUUCUCCUCGAGUUUCACUUGAUCAAGGAACAUCCAGAAAGGGUUGAGGAAACUGAUGUUUGUUUUUCGUUAUUGCAUCUGUGAAC
Messenger RNA from Gongylonema pulchrum, 822 nucleotides. The record is from the annotation of a GenBank genome assembly. Lineage: Eukaryota; Metazoa; Nematoda; Chromadorea; Rhabditida; Gongylonematidae.